This is a messenger RNA of Schizosaccharomyces osmophilus, 2934 nucleotides long. It is a transcript of the gene tps3, whose product is annotated as alpha,alpha-trehalose-phosphate synthase. The transcript has a single exon. The record is from RefSeq and is a predicted model, not a curated record. The coding region runs from base 1 to 2934 and encodes 977 amino acids. Gene Ontology annotation, cellular component: alpha,alpha-trehalose-phosphate synthase complex (UDP-forming); cytosol. Lineage: Eukaryota; Fungi; Ascomycota; Schizosaccharomycetes; Schizosaccharomycetales; Schizosaccharomycetaceae. Gene Ontology annotation, biological process: trehalose biosynthetic process. Gene Ontology annotation, molecular function: catalytic activity.
AUGGGACGUAUUCUCAUUGCUAAUUUAUUCCUACCUUCCACGGUAGGCUUUUCCUUCGAUACCGUGCCCAGAGAUGCAAUCGGCUCGCGUUUUCUUCAGCGCGAAGAUUCCAAGGAUUGGAUCGAGGACGCUCCCAUCGAUGAAAAUGCCAUCCUCUCCGAAGAAGACGAUGAGGAAACCAACGGUGACAACGACUACUACUCUACCGAUGACCAUCAUUAUCCCCUGUAUCGCUCUGAUUCGGCUUCUACCGAUGAUGAUGAUGACAAUGAAAGCGCUACCGUCCUCUCGGAUCUCCCUGAAGAAGUCGAGUCUUCUUCCAGACCUUCUUCCCUUCAUGCUUCCACCGCUUCUAUGCCCGGCAUCCGUAGCCAGGCUGGUACCCCCUCUGUCCCUUCUGGUACCGGUAGCCCAAAACUAGAUGACUCCCUCGGUAACCUUCAAAAGUUGCUAAAGGCAAGAGGACGUCGCCAUCUCGCUUUCAACGACGAGGACGGCCUUUCUUUACCUCCCUCCCGUCAUCAAUCCCCUCCUCCCUCCAACGUUUUAGCUUCCUACAAACGACACAGCUCCAAUGACCGCGAUAUGCAAUCCUUUGCUCGUCGCGCCUCCCAUUCCCUUUCCUUCUCCGCCGGUCAUGGCACAGGUCUUAAUCCCGGUCGCCGUAUGACCUUUGACGCUGAAGCUUGGAAAAAAAUUAGUUACCGUAUCCUCCCCAAUUCUUAUGGUAACGCCAGCUUCUACAACGCCAUCCACGCCGCCGACCGCACUGGGAAAUUCGGUGAACAUGUCUUCAUCGGUACCUCCGGCGUCCCCACCGAUUCUCUGCCCGACAUGGUCAAGCAAAAAAUCUCCGAUGAUUAUCUAACCUCUCACAAUUCCAUCGUCGUCUACCCCUCCGACACUGACUUUGUCGGUCAUUACAACCACUACUGUAAAAAUAUUCUCUGGCCCACCUUCCACUACCAAAUUCCCGACAAUCCUAAAUCCAAGGCGUAUGAAGAUCAUUCUUGGGCCAAUUAUGUAAAGGUCAACCAAAAUUUCGCUGAUGCUAUUCUUGCAAAUUAUCGUGAAGGUGACAUGGUUUGGAUCAAUGAUUAUCAUCUUCUACUCGUUCCUCAAAUCAUCCGUGAAAAAAUCCCUGCUGCAAAUAUCGGUUUCUUCUUGCAUAUCCCUUUCCCCUCCUCUGAGGUCAGCCGUUGUCUUGCUACCCGUCAAGAAAUCCUUCACGGCAUGCUUGGUGCAAAUAUCCUCGGUUUCCAAAUUCCAGAGUUUGCCUAUCAUUUCCUCCAAACUUGUUCACGCCUUAUCAACAUUGAUAUUCGCAAAGAUGGAACCGUAUCCUUGGAUGGUAGAAAGAUAGAAAUCGUCGCCCUUCCUAUCUCCAUCGAUCCCACUUCCCUAGACAAGCAACUUCAAAGUUCCCAAGUUCAACAUUGGAUUCGCGUUUUGCGUGAUCGCUUCAAGGGAAAGCAUAUCAUCCUAUCCCAUGAUAAACUUGAUCCCAUUUGCGGUCUUCGCUCGAAGCUUCUUUCCUUCGAAAUUUUCUUGCACAGAUACCCCCAGUAUCGCGAAAACACCAUUCUCCUUCAAAUCGCUCCUGAAUCCCUCCAAGAUAAUUUCCACUUGCCCUUAAUCUCCGAUAUCGUAACACGAAUUAAUUCUUCCUAUUCCAAUAUCGCCUCCCGUCAUGUCCCUGUAAUUCUCUUGAGACAAAAGAUCAGUAUCUACCAAUUCUUGGCUCUCAUGAUCCUCUCUGAUGCCCUCAUUGACAAUUCUCUGCGUGAAGGUAUCAGUUUGACGAGCCAUCAAUUCAUUUAUGCUCAACGCGAACGCCAUAGGCCUUUGAUCUUGAGUGAGUUUGUUGGUAGCUCUUCCAUUCUAGGUCAGAACGCCAUUAUCGUAAAUCCUUGGGAUUACUCCAACACUGCCGAUGCCUUUUACAGGGCCUUGUCUAUGUUGCCUGGUGAAUGCGAGGAGAGAAGCAAGGUUAUGUGUAACCUCAUUCUUCGUCACGAUGCUACUUCUUGGGCCAUUACUUUUGGUACUCUCAUCAAAGAAUCUUGGAAGGAACAACAAGCAAAUGACAAAAACAAGCUCACUUUCAGCGCUGAUCUUAUUCUCAAUCCAUACCAAAAUGCUAAAAAGCGUCUUCUCUUCCUUUACCUUGAAGGUACCAUCACAUCUUGGGGUUCUCAAAACCAAAGUGUAACAAGUGGUUUACAGAGAACAGUAAAUCUUUUGACGAACUUGACUGCUGAUCCUAAGAAUAUUGUCUAUAUUAUCAGUGCUCUUGGUCGACAAGAAUUAGAUCAACUUUUCCAACGUGUUCCCAGAUUGGGUCUUGUUGCUGAAAAUGGUUGCUUCACACGUGCCCCUCCUACAGCGGAUGCCUUACCUCCAUCUGAGCAACAAAUUGCCGCCUUAUGGAAGAAUGAAAUCAAGAAUGUUGAUCUCAGUUGGAUAAAGACAGUUACUGAGAUUUUUGGAUAUUAUGCUGAGCGUGCCGCAGGCAGUUACGUGGAAGAAAAGGAUGCCAGUGUCGCUUUGCAUUUGAGAGAGGCCGAAGAUUCUGAAUUUGCUUCUUGGGCAGCCAAGGAAUGUUGUGAGUCGGUCAAUAACUUUGAUAUUCCUUGCCGUGCUACAAUUCAGAAUGAUACCGUCAUUUGCCGUUCCAGCAAAGUUUCUAAACGUCUUGCUGUAGAAGAUAUUUACAAGUCUUAUGGUGCAGACUUUGACUUUAUAUUUUCUGCAAGCAAUGAAACAGAUGAUGACUCUGUUUUCCGUUGGAUUGCUGGUUUCAAACACAUGGGACCUAAACCUCCGUUUACGCAUACCGUAUACGUUGGUGAUCAUGAUUAUGGUACUUAUGCUGAUUCAGAAAGUUCAGGUGUUUUUGGGUUUUUGCAGGCAUUUGAAAAGGUCUUUUCGUGA